Messenger RNA from Phragmites australis (common reed), 912 nucleotides. Its product is annotated as high mobility group B protein 14-like. The record is from RefSeq and is a predicted model, not a curated record. The transcript has 5 exons. The coding region runs from base 263 to 646 and encodes 127 amino acids. NCBI's taxonomy places the organism in Eukaryota, Viridiplantae, Streptophyta, Magnoliopsida, Poales, Poaceae.
AAUAAAGCAACCCAUCUUGUAGUAUCGCGGACCAUUUGGGCUUUUUCCUCGUGACACGGCUGGCCGGCCCACCAGAAAUCGAGAGCUCACUCAUCUUCCCGAGCCGAGGCUCUCCUCGGCUUCCCGUGCGUUGCUCCGCCUCGUGGCCCUCGUCUUCCUCGCCCCCCCUGGCCGCAAUCCUACUCGCCGGCUGCUUGCCGCCUCCUCUCCUCGAGCCCGGGUGAACCCUGACAACUACGCACAGAGAAGGAGGGUUUAACGGAUGAAGACGAGGUCGCAGACGGGCCCGAAGCCCCUCAAGACGGUGGCGCUGGCGCCCAGGCCGAGCAGCCCCAAGCGGAGGCUGAGGCCGAAGCCAAGCGGGAAGGGCGACCCGCGCGCCCCCAAGAAGCCCCCCACCGCCUUCUUCUAUUUCCUGGAAGAUUUCCGGAAGACUUACAAGCAAGAAAAUCCAAGUGCAAAAACAAUGCGGGAAAUAGGGAAGGCAUGUGGCGAGAAAUGGAAAACAAUGACAUUCGAGGAAAGGGUGAAGUAUUACGAUAUAGCUACUGAGAAGCGUGCAGAGUUUGAGAAGGCGGUGGUUGAAUAUAAUAAGAAAAAGGACAGUGGAGAAAUGUCAGAGGAAUCAGAUGUAGACUACAAUUGAACAUCAGGCUGUUCUAAAUUUGAUAAGGCGCUGAUCUACGGAACCAGAGAUUCUGGGUUCGAUUCCCAGCGGAGUCGACCUUCCUUUUUGACAGCCUUCACGUGUUACCUUUUUCUGGGGGUGACUUCUUCGCCUGAUGCAAAUUACAAUCCCAAAGCAACAAGCGCGAAUUGUUUCUGCCAAUCACCAUCUUAUAUAUUUAGCUAAAUAAAUCGUUCUUGACUUGUGAUGAAGUUAUAACUUAUAAGCUUGCGAUCUCAUUUUCA